GUGUGUUACGCUGAAGAAGCCAUUUGCGUGGGUGGGUCGUUGGUAAACUACUACCUUAAAAACCAUAACUGUAACCGUGACGGCUUCAUAUACAACCCUCACUCUCUCUCUCUCUCUCUCUCUCUCUCUCUACAUACACAGACCUAUGCAUACAGAAACUUAUUCACCAAGAAAACCCCCUCUGUAUAUGUAUAUAGCCAUUUCCAAGCAAGUUCCAGCUCUUCUCUCUCUCUCUAAAAACCUUGAAGCAUUGCAAUAAUCACCUUCAACUUCUAAAUCUCAUACACUAUUAUGUGUACAUGUAUUAUUUGUAUAAUUGUUGAUAAAAUCUGUACUCUGUUUUUUCUCUAUCCCACAAUUGAGGAUUCACUUCACACCAUUCUUCCCCUUCGAUCUCAAAGAAUCAGAGGUUCAAUCUCCUAAUUCCCGAACUCAAACAGCCGAUUCUUCAUCACCAAUCACCUCCGAUCACUGGCUUCGACCAAAUUCGAAUUCUCACCAGUCCGAUUCAAACCCCUGCAAACCCUAAACCCCGACACCAUUAUCACUACCAUUUGCUUUUGUUGUUGUUGUUGUAUUUGUAGAAUUUGAAAAUGAGCUUCUUGAGAUCCUCUGCUUUGUACCAGUUGUUAGUUACUUUCCAUUCGCUCCGAUGGAUGCCGUGCCAGAGCUGGGCUUUUCUUCGGUGGCCGAGUCUCGACAGCAUUUGGGUACUUUUCAUAAUUGUGCUUUUGUGGACAAUGCAUUCUGAAAUUCGAUCCAUUCCAUCAUCGUCUAUGUACCCAACUCUCCGUGUUGGUGAUCGGAUCAUCAUCGAAAGGGCAUCAUAUUACCUCAGACGUCCUGCUAUACAUGAUAUUGUUACCUUCCGAGCUCCUACAUUGAUUCAUCUACAGCAGCAUGGACUCAUUGAGGAACUGAUUUUCAUCAAAAGAAUUGUAGCAAAAGCAGGUGACUUUGUUGAGGUCCGUCAUGGGUCACUAUAUGUCAAUGGAGUUGCUCAGAAUGAAGAUUUUGUAGCAGAGCCACCAACAUACUCAUUGAAUUUAACUCUUGUGCCCAGAGGACAUGUUUUUGUGUUGGGUGACAACCGCAACAACAGCUGUGAUUCCCACAUCUGGGGACCGCUUCCUAUAAAAAAUAUUGUUGGAAGAUAUGUCAUGUGUUAUUAUAGGCUUUCAGGUUUCUGACCUAUUCAGGAUAGUAGAUGGAAUUGAGGUAUCCAUUCUUUGUCUGAAGAUUUCUUUCUGUUGGAAAAUUUUGUGGGCAUAUGAUAGAAGGGCAUUGUUGAUACACGUAUGGAUUUUAAUGUGUUACUGUCUCUGAUCCUUGGCAUUAUCUUUCCAGUUGACUUGUGACUUGAUCUUACUUCUAAAAAGUCAUGGUCUUUAAAAAAUUAUUAUCUUACUAACUCGUAAUUUCUCUCAUGUUUCUUGACUUUGAAUAUGUGUAUGUACUGUUCAGAUUUGGUCUCAAUUUAUACACAUGAAUCCCACAAUUUUUGCAUUCAUAUAGAUGAAUUUACUAAGCAUAUUCAAGACAAUGUCUGUGGUGUCUAUUGUUUGCAGCAGAGUUUUGAUUAAUGGAAUUUGAGCGAGGACUAGGUUUAGAAUCAGCAGACAAAAAUGUAUGAUAGUAUAAUUUUAGCAAAUCAAAAGUGAGUUUUUCUAAAUAUCUUGGGUCAACUAUGUGCAAUGUUUGACUAAUUAAUGCCAGUAUAGAGGAGUGAUUUGAUUUGAAUUAAACGCGCUAAAAGGACAAGAGAAAGUUAAUAAAAAAACAAAAAAUAUUAACUUGAGGUCAUGAGAGAGAACACAACGUCCUUUCAAGUAAUAAAGGAUAUGGUUUUACAAAACUGUUUGGAGAAAAUGGAUCCUAUAGCCAACCGCAGAUAGUUGAAACUGAGGAGUUGAUUCUGGGAGUUGAUUAGAUGUAUAUGCACAAGCUCACACGGAGAAAGUGACAGAGGCAGGCACAUCAAUUAAACUGAGUAAGAGCUUGUUGUGUGUGUAUGGGUGAUUUUACCACAUAUUACUGUUUUAGAUUUUAUCGUAUUGCUUUAUCUAUGUCCAAGUUUCAUAGCUGGGAAUCAUGCAUUCAUGUGUAAAAUUGACUUGUCAAAAAACUCUUUUAACUGUUUUUCCGUUCUCAUACAGGGACAAUGCUUUAAACAUCCACUUCAUUUUCAGCUUCUAGUGCAUAUCUUUUGGCAGAUUCAGUGUGGAGUAUCCAUUGGCAGAUUAAGAGUAAUUAACCACCUCGAUAAUCUUAUGCAGUUUCAUUCACUGUACCAGUUUUGGUAACCUUUCUGAGAGCCAUAAAGGAUGAAAUAUUGGUAUUGUGAUCUGUACAUAAUGUACUCUGUUAGCAGCAUUCCUCACUCAUUGAUUUCUUUAGAAAGCGAGCUGAGCUGAGUUCUGAGCACAGGGUUGUUACUUUUGACAUAGUUCAUAGUUGCCACAAGUAUGAAGAGCCGUCCAUUGUCUAUUCUUCUUGUGGGGACUUGUUUCUGGUUGUGUGUGCGUGUGUUUUUUUUUUCAUGUGUACUGUAAAACCAAAACAGAAAUACAGAGCUGUGGAAAAAUUUGGAUUGCAAGAACUAAGCUAACCCUUGACCAAAGAAGGGAUGUGUUAUUCUUCAUCAUUUCAUGCAUCUACUCUUCUUGUAAAUUUAUGACUUCUUUAUCCUUUACUACUUACAUAUCUAAUGAUAACCAUGGAAUUUUUUAUUUUUAAAAUAGAAACAAUGGAAUAUACAGUGUUGGAUCC
This is a messenger RNA of Camellia sinensis, 2769 nucleotides long. NCBI's taxonomy places the organism in Eukaryota, Viridiplantae, Streptophyta, Magnoliopsida, Ericales, Theaceae. The record is from RefSeq and is a predicted model, not a curated record.